This is a messenger RNA of Trichophyton benhamiae CBS 112371, 1023 nucleotides long. RefSeq lists its product as uncharacterized. Bases 1 to 1023 code for a protein of 340 amino acids. The transcript has a single exon. Gene Ontology annotation, biological process: proteolysis. The record is from RefSeq and is a predicted model, not a curated record. Gene Ontology annotation, molecular function: serine-type endopeptidase activity; tripeptidyl-peptidase activity. NCBI's taxonomy places the organism in Eukaryota, Fungi, Ascomycota, Eurotiomycetes, Onygenales, Arthrodermataceae.
AUGAUACAACCGACUACGAAGUUCGGGAAACCAAAGAAACACGCCAACUCGAUCGCUAACCUACAAGCCAUCUAUUUGUCUACUAAUGCAACCGAAAAUUGCAAUGCUACGAUAACUCCAAGAUGUUUACGAGAGCUUUACAAAAUGGGAGACUACGUAGCCAAGCCGGACUGCAGAAAUGUCAUUGGGGUCUCAGGCUAUCUGGACCAAUACGCCCGAUAUAGCGACUUUUACAAAUUCCUUGAGCUCUAUGCACCUGAAAUGAAAGGUGCUAACUUUUCUGUGGCACACAUUGGAAACGGCCAAAAUCUACAAAACUCCACCAGAAACAGCAUUGAAGCAAGCCUAGACAUUGAGUAUGCUCUUGGUCUAUCGAAUGCAUCAGCAGUGUUUUAUACAACUAGUGGUAGAGGCCCCCUUGUUCCGGAUCUUGAUCAACCUGAACAAGAACAUAAUUCAAACGAACCAUACUUGGAUCAAUUGCAUUACCUUCUAAGUUUACCUCAGGAAGCACUUCCUGCAGUCCUCUCAACAUCCUACGGAGAAAAUGAACAGAGCGUACCUGAAAGAUUUUCCCAUGCAACUUGCAACCUAUUUGCUCAACUAGGGGCCCGAGGCGUCUCGGUUAUUUUCAGUAGCGGAGAUAGUGGUGUCGGCUCAUCUUGCUUAACAAAUGAUAAAAAGAAGAUUACCCGCUUCAAUCCUACUUUCCCAGCCAGCUGUCCAUUUGUCACUUCUGUUGGCGCAACUUUUAAAAUCAACCCUGAGCGAGCUACUGGGUUCUCAUCCGGUGGAUUUUCAGAUCGCCAUUCUCGUCCAGGAUACCAAAAUGAUGCUGUUCAGCAUUAUUUGGAUAAACUUGGAGAUCGGUGGAAAGGGCUCUAUAAUCCUAAAGGGCGUGGAAUUCCCGAUGUCUCAGCCCAAGGGGCCAAUUUUGCGAUCUAUGACCACGGAAAAGUGAUCAUUGUCUCUGGAACAAGGUUAGAUGUCCAUCCUCAGUUCCAGAAAUACUUUCGGGUGUAA